Gaeumannomyces tritici R3-111a-1 is the source of this 1052-nucleotide messenger RNA. RefSeq lists its product as hypothetical. The transcript is spliced from 3 exons. NCBI's taxonomy places the organism in Eukaryota, Fungi, Ascomycota, Sordariomycetes, Magnaporthales, Magnaporthaceae. The record is from RefSeq and is a predicted model, not a curated record. Bases 407 to 895 code for a protein of 162 amino acids.
GAGCGGGGUUGCACAGAGUAGAUGGGAUUAAGUGUGCAUCACAUAGCACCCCAGUGCUGUUUUGCUUUCUACUGAACGAAAUCAAAGGGAAAAGGCAGACUGGCUGCUUUGAUUGGAUUCCAUGUUUGGGCCUCCUGUUGUGUUGCCUAUUCUUUUUUUACUGCCAGGCGGUGUGACGUAUUGCCCUAGCCGUUUGGCGACCGCCCGCAGGGCUCCUGCAACGCAAAAAAGAUGCUCGUCACUGAGCCGGGUAAUUCCGUCCAGAGCUCCAUCCAAAGCCGUGCCGAGGGACCGAGCAACUACCUACCCUGCGUUGAGGCCCAUGCUCCUCGACUACCUUGCUCGUGAGAAGCUGUUUUGAUAUACGCCCUGCCCAGCAGUCGUUGAAAGGAAGUUUGAAGCUAUAAUGGGUGCCAAUUCUUCAAAGGAGUCACCACACGUGUGGAAAGGGUCCCAGCCAGCGGGUAUCUCCCAGGGCGUCCUCGAAUCGCUGCAGUCGAGCACCGAGACGGACGCGUCCCGGGCGCAGCUCGCGGAGCUUCAGAUCCAGGCCCGCGUCUCCGAGGAGCUGAGGAAGCUGCAGGCCGCCGAGGCCGCGGCGCUGCGGGAGGCCCAGGAGAAGCUGUCGGAGCCCUCGGACCAGGAUGGCGGCGCCGCCGAUGGGCCGAGCCGCUACACCCUCUCGCGCGAGGCCGCAGCCCUCCGGAUAAGGCUGGAGGACGAGAAGAAGAAGGUCCGGAAUCUACCUGACACGCUCGAGAGCGCUCGGUCCGAGGUCGUCCGCUGCCUGAGGGAAAACGACAGGCGGCCGCUGGACUGCUGGAAGGAGGUGGAGGCGUUCAAGGAGGAGGUGCGGAAGCUGGAGAAGGGCUGGGUCGAAAAGGUUGUGUCAUGAUGCUUGCCGUCCAUGGAGAACGCGCCCGCUAGCCUCGACUGUUUUUAAAAUGUACGAUACUGCGCCUUCACGCGCGGCCUGGCGUACGUGAGGUUGGAGAGCAUGUGCAUGUUUGUUUAUCCACGGUCAUGCCGACACCCCCGACUCCAGGUCCGAC